UCAUCAGAAAUUAAAAUUAAAAGUGCCUUUGACACAAGUUUUGAUUUGGAAUUCAAUGAAGAACUAUCAGACGCUUUGGCGUUCCAUUGGCGCUCUGAGCUGCGGCUCCGUGGCCACGUAUGUGACUGUGCGCAUGCUGGAUCGACGCCAUGCGCACAGCCUGGAGGAGAGCUCGAGUCGCAGUCAGUGGCUCAAAGACUGGGAUCGACGCGAGCAUCAGCUAAUCGAGCUGAAUGCACAGGGCGAUCAUCGCGAGGUGGGCGCACUGCGUCACAUUGUGCUGGUGCGUCAUGGCGAGUACACCAAAUCCGAGGAGGGCAGUCAUCUGACCGAGCUGGGGCGUCUGCAGGCGCUGCGCACGGGACAGCGUCUAAAUGAAAUGGGCGUCGCCUGGGAUCAUGUGGCCGCAUCGACUAUGCCACGCGCUCUGGAAACCGCCUCCAUUAUAUUGAAGCAAAUCAACUUUGAUCCGCUCAAAAUGAAGCGCUGCGAGCUGCUGCCCGAGGGCACGCCCUGUCCAGCGGUGCCGCCCCAGCGUCGCAAUCCCAACCACAUCGAGCAGGCCUAUCGUCGUGAUGGUCCAAGAAUCGAGGCUGCAUUUCGUCGCUACUUCUUUCGCGCCUCGCCGGAGCAGAAGCUCGACUCGCAUUUGCUCAUCAUUGGCCAUGCCAAUGUCAUACGCUAUUUGGUCUGUCGUGCUCUGCAGCUGCCGCCCGAUGCCUGGACGCGCUUCAAUCUGCAUCACGGCUCCAUUACCUGGCUAACGGUCUGGCCCAACGGCUACGUCACGCUGCGCUGCCUAAGCGACGCCGGCUUCAUGCCAGUGCAGCAGCUAACACAUCGGCGACCCAGAGCGCCGCUGCUCAAACUUGAAGCAUAAAUCUAUGUCAUGUCAGUAUGUAAGAGUAUAGUAUAGUAUAUAAAUAAAUGCGCUGCUUAAAUCAAGA
Messenger RNA from Drosophila busckii, 947 nucleotides. RefSeq names its product serine/threonine-protein phosphatase Pgam5, mitochondrial (gene Pgam5-2). Lineage: Eukaryota; Metazoa; Arthropoda; Insecta; Diptera; Drosophilidae. The transcript has a single exon. The coding region runs from base 56 to 880 and encodes 274 amino acids. Gene Ontology annotation, biological process: positive regulation of mitochondrial fission. The record is from RefSeq and is a predicted model, not a curated record. Gene Ontology annotation, cellular component: mitochondrion.